Siniperca chuatsi (mandarin fish) is the source of this 4702-nucleotide messenger RNA. It is a transcript of the gene ncam1a, whose product is annotated as neural cell adhesion molecule 1a. The transcript is spliced from 18 exons. Gene Ontology annotation, biological process: nervous system development; dendrite self-avoidance; homophilic cell-cell adhesion. The record is from RefSeq and is a predicted model, not a curated record. Gene Ontology annotation, molecular function: cell-cell adhesion mediator activity. Gene Ontology annotation, cellular component: plasma membrane; axon. NCBI's taxonomy places the organism in Eukaryota, Metazoa, Chordata, Actinopteri, Centrarchiformes, Sinipercidae. The coding region runs from base 210 to 2462 and encodes 750 amino acids.
UGAGUGCAUGUGUGUGUGUGAGUGCGUGCUACGGCUGCUGUUUGUCACUCAUUGUGCCACGAACACGGGUAGCGACAAGGACCAAAAUUCCGUCCGGUAGCAGUUGUUGUCCCUGGAAAGGCUCAUAUCUGUUUCCCCCCCUCAGUAGAGACACCUCGCUUGUUUAAAGUACGUCUGCUCAUCAAGGAGAAUAUCUGUGACACAUUACAAUGCUUCAAAUAAGGGACCUCAUCUGGGGAUUGCUAUUCAUUGGCUGUACAGAAACUCAAGACCAGGACCAGGACCAGGACACUGAGGGAGUCACAGUCACCCAUCAGUUCCAGACAGAAGUCGCCAUCCAGGUGCAAAUCACUCCAACACAAGGGGAGAUCAGCGUUGGAGAGUCCAAAUUUUUUCUCUGUGAAGUGGUGGGAGAUGCUAAAGACAUAGACUGGUACGACCCCAGUGGGGAGAAGAUCCUCGCCAACAGGCCUGACAUUUUUGUGAGCCGCAGCGAUGAAACCACAUCGACCCUCACCAUAUACCACGCCAACGUGGACAAUGCUGGUAUCUACAAGUGUGUGGCAAAGAACGGGGACAAGGAGGCCCAGGCCACAGUCCAAGUGAAGAUCUUUCAAAAGAUCACCUUCCAGAGCGCUCCCAGCCCACAGGAGUUCAAUGAAGGCGAUGAUGCUGACAUAGUUUGCAAUGUGGUCAGUUCACCACCACCCACCAUCAUUUGGAAGCAUAAGGGCUCUAAGAUCCAGGUUGCCAAAGAUGUGCGAUUCAAGAUCAUGGAUAAUGGGCACCUGCAGAUCCGCGGCAUCAAGAAGAUAGAUGAGGGCAUGUACCACUGUGAGGCUCGUGUCAUGGCCAGGGGAGAAAUUGACUUCAGGAUUAUUAAGGUCGUUGUUAAUGUGCUUCCCACCAUCCGUGCCAGGCAGUCAGAUGUCAAUGCUACAGCAGACAUUGGUAGCUCUGCUUUGUUGGCCUGUGAUGCAGAUGGCUUCCCUGAACCCACCGUCACCUGGGCACAUAACAACAUCGUCCUUGAAACGGGUGAUAAGUACAGCCUGAACGAGGAUGGUUCAGAAUUGGUAAUAAAAGAUGUCAAGAAAGUGGAUGAAGGAGAUUACACUUGCAUCGCCAAGAACAAGGCAGGAGAGAAAGCUGAGGAAGUCAGUCUGAACGUGUUUGUGCAACCCAAGAUAACCUACCUGAAUAACCAGACUGCCUCAGAGUUUGACGAACAAGUCACCCUGACCUGUGAGGCCUUGGGCGACCCCACACCCACCAUCUCCUGGAGUUUUGAGCACAGGGUAUUCACUGAAGGAGAGCAGGCUUCUUGGACGCGACCAGACAAAUAUGAGAGCCUUGAUAGAAAUAUUGUGGUACGCAGCCAUGCACGGGUGUCCUCUCUCACCUUGAAAAACAUCCAGUUCACGUAUGCCGGCCAGUAUCUCUGCACCGCCAGCAACUCCAUCGGUCAGGACAACCAGCACAUGUACCUGGAAGUCCGCUAUGCUCCAAAGAUCCUGGGUCCAGUGACAGUGUACACGUGGGAGGGAAACCCAGCCAACAUCAGCUGUGAGGUGGAGGCUCACCCCGUAGCCUCAGUGGUUUGGUUCAGAGACGGCCUCCAGCUGCCCUCUGCCAACACCACCAACAUGAAGAUCUACAACACACCAACCAUCAGCUACCUGGAGAUAACCCCUGAUUCUCAGAAUGACUUUGGGAGCUACAACUGCACAGCAACCAAUGUGAUGGGCACUGAGUCCAAGGAGUUCCUUCUUAUCCAAGCAGAGGUGCCAUCAUCACCAGAAAUUCAACAAGUGGAACCUUUCUCCAGCACAGCAGAGGUAGAGUUUGAGGAGCCUGACUCUAUAGGUGGAGUGCCCAUUAUCAAGUACAGAGUGGAAUGGCGUUUGCCAGGCCAGGAUUGGACCAGCAGGGAGUAUGAUGCUAAUGAUGACCUGACCAAGAUCACCAUCGCUGGCCUGAAGCCAGAGACCACCUACGAGGUCAAGAUGUCCGCCAUCAAUGGCAAAGGCGAAGGCGAGAGCAGCCCGGCCAGCACUUUCAAGACUGAGCCAGUCCGGGAACCCAGUGCCCCCAAAAUAGAAGUCAAGGUCCAAAACAGGGGCAAUACUGUAAAGGUCAACUGGAUCAAGCAGGAUGAUGGCGGUUCCCCCAUUAAACAUUACCUGAUCAGAUACAAGGCUAAGCAUGUAUCUGACUGGAAACCAGAGAUCCGCCUUCCCCAUGGCAGUGAGUAUGUGGUGCUGAGCGGCCUGGACUGGAAUACAGAGUAUGAGGUUCACGUACUGGCAGAGAAUCAGCAGGGCAAGUCAGAGCCUGGCAUCCUCUCCUUCAGAACAGCUACAGAGCCCACUACUAUCCCAGCUACCCUUGGUUGCCGAUGUGUGACGUACAGUCUCGCAGCUCUUCUGCUGUCCAUGCUGACUGUGCUCUGGCUUUCAUAAACUGAUUUUGUUCAAGGAGAAAGAGGAUAGUCUGAGCCUUUAAAAUCUUUGGGCCCAGACUCCUUUGCUUUCUAUGCCUUUUGACCCUUGUGCAGCCACACACAAGAUUUAAAAAAAAGAUGAAGAGUCAAGACAUUGGUUUUAUGACGUUAUUACAGGGUGCUCAGUACUUGCAUCAUUCUCAAUUUUUGGGGAUUUAGAUUCUGUUAAUAUUUUGUUUUCAUCAUCUGUUUUCAUGUUGUAUAUGAAUAGAUUCAGAAAGGGAAAAUUUUAGAAGGUUUUGUCAAUGUUACAAGUUGGACUUGGGUGCUCUACAAUGUACAAUGUAGACAAAGUGUUGCCACUUUGUUUUAGCUACGAUUAGUAACACAUUCAUAAUGCCUUAAUGUGAUCUUAAGAGGGGUAGUACAUAGAAUAAUUAUCUUACACUGUCUGAUUAUGUGUCUACAAUGUGCUAACCAGAAAUGGCAAUUGUAAAGAGACUUUUAUUUUGGAAUUUAUUGCCUAUUAAACGGACACAUCAUUCCACUAAUAUGUCACAAAUGACAUAAAAGCAUGAACACUGCAUGAAAGCUGACACGAGGCAUGAGCCAGUAUUCAUGAAUGUGCUAUGCAGCUGCUUUGAAGCUCCCCAGUCAAGCAUUAUGAAUGUGUUAACCAGGUGAAGAGUACAAAUGCUGUGCCUAAUUUCUGUUUUUUUGGAUAUAAGCUUGAAAUGUCCUGCCAUACAAAACGAGGAAAGAUAACAUUUGCAGAAACAUUUAAUAUUGGUUGUGGUGAGAGUAUUCAUGUCCAAGACACUUUUAUUACUUUUCAACAUUAUAUUAUGCUCAUUUUCAAACACAUUAUUAUGCAACAGCCAUGUCAUGAGAGGACAGAGGCUUGUGCAGAAAAACUAAUCAUGUUUUGUGAGAAAGUGUACAUACUCUUUUCAAACUGACCUUCAAGAAAACAGCUGGUUUUUUUGACAGUUCAUUUUUCUCUUUUUACCUGAAAGCAGAGAAAUGUCUAAAAAACAUAAAUGCAACAGCUGGUAAACACUAAAAAUUUCAUUUUCAAUAAUGUGAAAUUAUUCUCUUCUCUGAGACAUUUUUGUAAGUACAUAUCAGUGUAUUUCCAUGUAACCAUUGUAGGGUUGAAAUAAAUUGUGUUUCUUUUUCUUUCAUGAAAGUAAUUGCUUCCUGAAGCUUUAGCAUCUAAACAUACUAAGAUGUGUGACAGUGCUGACUUGUACUGACUGUUCAAGGCCUGGAUUGUGAAGCUGAUUUUAGGCCUUUUUUUUCUUCUGGAGCUUUAACAAAAUGUCUGUAUUCUGCAUUUAAUGUUGCAUUACAUCACACACGACUGUUAAACCCAGAUCUUGAAAGAUUAGAAGCCUGGCUAUAGCCUAAUUGAAGAAGAAGAUACAGUAUGCAUUUUGAACAAAAACUGAACAAAUGGUAAACAGUAUAUACUGUAUAGAGGCUUUCCAAUUAUACAUGACACAUUUUUGUGAAACUAAAACUAGAAACUCUCUAAUUUCACUUCGGCUUCUGUUACUUACUUUGUUUUGCAUAGGGGGUUUCUUUUCUAAAAAAAAAAACAUGGUUUUCUGUCCAUAAUUGACAUUUAGAAUCAGCUGGGGGGUAAAGAAAUGUCAACACUUAAAUUUAACAUAAGAUACAACAAUGUUGUUUUUGUUAGCAACAAAAGCAACUACAGCUACUUUUGAGCUGUAGUUUUUGAAUGUUAAUAAAAACUUGCCCAUAGAUUGAUAGGUGGAAUUGUUACCAAAUUUAGGUUACUUUUACGUUGUUACAUUCAUAGCAGUAUGAUCUCUAUUUCAAGACAUUCAAACAUGUAUCUUUAUUUAACUAUAAUAGCUAGCCAACAAUCCAGCAGCCUAAUAUAGCACAAAAAGAGAUAUUCAUUUUACGACUGAUUCUGUUGUUUUUCUUGCGAUGACAGCCUUGAUAUUGACAAGCAGCAAAUUCAGAAAUUUAAAAAGCUCUUCUUGAACACUGGUAACCAAGAGCUACAGAUCUCAAAGAUGGCCAUCAGAGUGUAGGUUACUCAAAGCCCUCAAUACAGUUUACGUUUGUUCAAACAUUUGUUCCACACUCUGCUCUACAACUCGUUAAAGUCCUGCAGAGCCGUGAGAGGAUGCAAUGCAUAAAUUAAGAGACUAGAAUCACCUACAGCCAUGAUCAACAACAAUUCAAUGUGAGAGAAUUAAUAAAGCAUUGAUACAUUUUCAGUAA